GGGAGGGGGCGGGACUACCGUCAGAGUGUGGAUAGAGAGCACAGUGGUGUGUCAGCAGCACAGCUACGGCUCCGGCAGAGGGAGGAAUCAAUACGCGUUGGGCUGUGUGUUAUAUAUCAUCCAGCUUUACCGGAAUACUUUCAUUUCCCUCUCAGAAGAUAUGAGACGAGUUGUACGGCAGAGCAAAUUCCGUCACGUCUUUGGCCAGGCGGUGAAAAAUGACCAAUGCUACGAUGAUAUCCGGGUGUCAAGGGUCACAUGGGACAGCUCCUUCUGUGCAGUCAACCCCAAGUUCGUUGCCUUAAUUAUCGAGGCCAGCGGUGGAGGAGCUUUCCUCGUUCUCCCUCUUCACAAGACGGGACGCAUUGACAAAUCCUACCCCACAGUGUGUGGUCACACAGGCCCUGUGUUAGACAUCGACUGGUGCCCCCACGAUGAUCAGGUCAUCGCCAGCGGCUCCGACGACUGCACAGUGAUGGUGUGGCAGAUUCCUGAGAAUGGCCUCGUCACUCCCAUGGCUGAGCCCGUGGUGAUACUGGAGGGCCACUCCAAGCGCGUUGGCAUCAUCACAUGGCACCCAACAGCACGCAACAUCCUUCUCAGUGCAGGCGGCGACAACCAGAUCAUUAUCUGGAACGUGGCCACAGGAGAGGCUUUGCACACCCUGGAGGACAUGCACCCAGACGUCAUUUACAACGUGUGCUGGAACCGCAACGGUAGCCUUAUCUGCACCUCCUGCAAGGACAAGGCCGUCCGUGUCAUCGAUCCCCGCAAGGAGGAAAUUGUUGCUGUGAGGGAGAAGGCACAUGAGGGCGCUCGACCCAUGAGGGCCAUUUUCCUGUCUGAUGGCAACAUCCUCACCACAGGUUUCAGUCGCAUGAGUGAGAGACAGCUCGCCCUCUGGAACGCGAAUGACAUGGGGGAGGCCAUGGCUGUUAAUGAGAUGGACACCAGCAACGGAGUGCUCUUGCCCUUCUAUGACCCAGACACCAGUGUUGUUUACCUCUGUGGGAAGGGUGACAGCAGCAUCCGUUACUUUGAAAUCACGGACGAGGCUCCGUAUGUUCACUUCCUCAGCACCUUUGCCACCAAGGAGCCUCAGAGGGGCAUGGGCUACAUGCCCAAGAGGGGCCUUGAUGUCAAUAAGUGCGAAAUUGCGAGGUUCUAUAAACUGCAUGAAAGGAAGUGUGAGCCUAUCGUGAUGACUGUACCGAGAAAGUCGGACCUGUUCCAGGACGACUUGUACCCAGACACAUCUGGACCCGACCAUGCCCUGGAGGCUGAGGAGUGGUUCGAAGGCAAAAACGGAGACCCCAUCCUCAUCUCCCUCAAGAACGGCUACGUCCCGACCAAGAACCGCGAAUUCAAGUUUGUCAAAAAGACAAACAUUUUGGACAAGAACAAGUCGAACGCUAGCGACGCCAACAACUCUGCCUCCUCAACUCCAUCGAUUAAAUCUGAAGCCAAGCUGGAGGAGAUCUUGAAAGAAGUCAAAUCCCUCAAGGACCUGGUCAGCAGUCAGGAGAAGCGAAUCAUCAAACUUGAAGAGCAGAUGUCCAAAAUUGCCAUUUAGGGACCCUUUUACCCGACCCGCUACAAUUCAGGACGCUCCAUUGGCUGGGGGGUGUGGGCGGGACCAGUCACUGCCUAUCUCAAUGACAGUGUUUCGUCUGAGGCCUGCCUAGCAAUGAUCCCUAGCAACAUUCCAGAUGAACUUUUUCUUAGCCAGCCCCCAACCCUCAGUUUAACACAGGUGGAAUAAGGAUGUGUGGCAAAUUUAGCAGAAAAUACUCUUUGCUUUUUGGUGACAAAGGACUCUAUUCCUUUUAUUGUGUGGCAGUCAUUUUUUUUUAUUUUGUAUACAAAAGGUCCUUUGCAUUUUAGAAAAAUAUGACCAAGAAAAAAUUCCAAUAUCAAUAGUCCGCAUUUGCCAUUGCAUACCCAAAUAUUUUUUUAAGUAGGCAUCUGUGUUACAUGUUACCAUACCCCAAAAUUAUGUUGCCAAAUUUGACAUUUUGUUUACACCUCCUUAACAGUAUUUCUUUCUCUCUCUUUGUGGGAAGAGUCAAAAUGCAAACAGGGGCGUUCAGUGCCGGAGACUGGUUAUGUAAGGACGUCAUCAGUAAUUCACUAUGAAAUUUGAAUAAUUUAAACAAAUUGGAUGGUUAUGCUAGGAAGAUUGACAUUUCAAACUGUGUAAUUAGGAGGAAAUAAAUUCAGAUUGAAGACCCAUUUAGCUGCCACAGUCUGCACCAAGCACCCAGACACAUUACAUAAAUGACAAAUCUUACUGUCUGUGUUAAAGCUGAACAAAUUAACCUCCCGCUUUUUGCCAUUUUCUUCUCAUUCCUGUCGCUUCCCGUCAUUCUGACUGUGGACAAUAGUCCACGUAAACAUGCAUUCCUGUCUGUCUUGCUACAUUAACACGCACUGUGUGCUUAUUGGAGAAAAUGACAAACACAUUCCACAACUCUCAUUGGCAGGAAAAACAUACUUCUUUAAAGUUCCUCUUGCUGUGAACACUCUGCUGUAGUGACUCAGUUACACUGGUUGGUUGUUAUUGUGACAUCUACGUGCUGCCCCAUGAAAAAAACCAACUUUGUGGAUUUUCAACCUCAGCUCUGCUUUGUUUAUGUGAGAGGUUCAGUCACUGACCUCUGUGUUUAGUAGCCACGGGCCUCGCUCAGUGUAGUCAAGUGUAGUGGGAUUAUUUUUUGUCACCGUUAUACGCCAUCUCGGAUCAUCCGUACAAACAAGACAGGAAAAGACACCAAGUAAUCACACGUUGACUUGACUAUUUGAAACCUUCUGGUGAUAAAACUGGAGUUUGCUACAGAAACUGUUCAUGAUAGACCUUAAAGGCCUAGAUUGUGUGUGAAUAUGUGCCUCAUGUCUUUGGUCUUUUGGGUACCUGUCACUAUGGAUGUUCCUGCUUUUGUUUCUUAUCGUGGGCGGGUUAUGAAUUGGACUCCCAGUAGAACGUCCAAGACUUGCCUCUAACUUGGAUGAAUUGGGUUGGGUUAUUGCUUCACUGUUAAUUUUAGCCUGUUUCUUGUUCCAGCUGUGCUUAUAUCCCUCUUAGCACUUCCACCUUUUUUUUUUUAUGGUUUAUUUCUCAGAUGCCCCCAAUUCAGUAUCACAAAAUCAAGGAACCAUUGAAUUGUCUGAGCGGUUUGGAUCAGACGGCUAAGAUGAAAAGCUCCUCUUGAUGUUUUUAGAUUAGUUUCCCAGUGGGAAGCUGAGACGGGUAAUGGUUCAGUCUGUUGUUUGCCUUCAAUAUUUGUUACCACUGUAAAGACCUGAAAGUGCCAUAGAGGUGACCAUGGAAGUGUUUAUAGGGGGACGGUUGAGAGAGUAGAUGUGUGUAGUAAAUGGAAGAGUCGAUAGGUGCCCAGAUUUAAAACCACUUGUGAGGUGCUUUAGUGUAUGUUCAAAGGACCCUGCCAAUCCAUCCCACGAUGCACCAGGCAGCAUUACUGGUCGGGGUUUGUUAGUAAGCAGUGUGCCCCUUUCCACCUCGGUACGGGUAUUCAAAACAUCUUCAAAAAUGAUGUCAAACCGAAAAGCUGUCAGCAGCCUUUUCGAGAUGCAAUUUGAGCAGCGAGUCGUAGAAUAUUAUCGACAGAGAUGUGCGUCUGACACAAAUUCUACUGCCCUAUCUUGUGUAUCAGACCGCCACUCUUUGGGUUCUUCAUAGCACUGUUGGCACGAGAGUGAAGUUGUGAGGAGUAGUAAUGAAUAGCGAUCGAAAGGGACUUCGUAGGUUGGAGAAAUGUGCAGUUGAAAGAUAGAUGUAUGUUUGUAAUUUAGGUCUAGAAAAACUUGAGUGAAAGCUGUGUAAAUAACAUGACCAUAUUUUCUGUUCUUUUUUUUUUAUUUCAUUUUUGUUUUGUGGUUGUGCUGAAGAGGGUAUUUGUGUGGGAGGUGGGUUUUAAAUGUUUCCCCUUGUCUGUGUUCCCUGCACCUUGCCAUAAUGCAUCAUGCAAAAAAGCAGAACCUCCGAUAAUGUCGGAGGUCGUAUGAAUAUCGAGAAAGAAAAUCAGAGGAAAGCGAACCAGGAUGAAGCCUCACGUUGGAGGUCUGCUCAGCAUUUUUGUUCAUUAUUCUUGCUUCAAGUAUCAAACAUUGAUUAUAAGAAAAAUUAAUAAAGAAUUUUUAAAAUGGC
Sebastes umbrosus (honeycomb rockfish) is the source of this 4165-nucleotide messenger RNA. It is a transcript of the gene coro1ca, whose product is annotated as coronin, actin binding protein, 1Ca. The transcript has 11 exons. The record is from RefSeq and is a predicted model, not a curated record. NCBI's taxonomy places the organism in Eukaryota, Metazoa, Chordata, Actinopteri, Perciformes, Sebastidae. Gene Ontology annotation, molecular function: actin filament binding. Gene Ontology annotation, biological process: neural crest cell migration; actin filament organization. The coding region runs from base 161 to 1573 and encodes 470 amino acids.